AUGACUGCUGGCAUUGCCAAUGAAUACUUCUUCAACUUCAUCUUCAGCUUCACCUUCGCUUCAUCGACCUCUCUCUAUCUCUCUCUCGCUUACCUGAGAUUAAGUGAAUUGCUUUUUCCGCUCGACUGGCUGGUCAUCCCUCCAUCCACGGCCACGGUGUAA
Messenger RNA from Trichophyton benhamiae CBS 112371, 162 nucleotides. RefSeq lists its product as uncharacterized. The record is from RefSeq and is a predicted model, not a curated record. The transcript has a single exon. Bases 1 to 162 code for a protein of 53 amino acids. NCBI's taxonomy places the organism in Eukaryota, Fungi, Ascomycota, Eurotiomycetes, Onygenales, Arthrodermataceae.